CUGCAGAGUGGUGGAGAAGCGCGCGCACUUCCUCAUCAGCGGUUCGUUUGGCAGAAAAAAAAAUGCAUGAAUUAAUUAAUAAUAAUUAAUACAAAUAAAUAAUAAUUGAAAGACUUUGUGAAGAAAUGAAGCGCUUUUGGGGAACACGUCCUGAACUAAAGCACUCUGAUGGAACUUCACCUGAAUUAUAACGGCGUUUGAUUGAACUGGAGUGGGCGGAGCUUCUGCACGUGAAGGGCUCAUGGAGGGCAUCUGCUUUGAGGUGAAACCCCGGGGCAACUCUACUUCUUCAUCCAAGUCGCACCAGGAAGGAUCAGGAGGUGAAGAUGAAAAGGAGGUGGAGAUCCAGUACAGGUUAACGUUGGUGGGCUCGUUAGCCAUCCACCCGCAGACCACGAUGACUAUGCUGCCCUGGGUGGUGGCUGAGAUACGCAGGCCUCGGCUGAAGGAACGGAGCUUCAGCACAAAAAUCUCUGGGCCUCAAGCUCUCGAGAUGCGCGACUGUCCGGUGGUGUUGCGGAUCUCGUGUUCUUGGGUGCGAUGUGUGAUGGGCGUGGCCUGUGCAGGAGACCCCUGGGACCCACUGAGACACACGGUCCUUUUUCAACAGCGGCCGCAUCGAGUCGCUAAACUCAUCCACAACAGCCGAGAGCCGAGUUACUUCGGCUGUCUGAUUCGGGAGGAAACCAGCGCCACCUGCUACGUGUUCCGCUGCCAUGACGAACACAAGGUCCCAGAGAUCAUCAGCACUUUGAGGCAGGCCAGUAAAAGCUCCGCCCGCCAGGAGGACACGCCCACCACUGCCGCCGUCACCCAAACCCCCGGCGAGUGUAACCAAGACGCCGGUCGGCAGGACGCCGCGGAUUCGGCGACGGCCUUCUCCAAAAAGUUCGAGGUGCUGUUCUGCGGGCGUGCGGUGGUGGCCCGGAAGAACGCCCCCCCGGCGCUGAUCGACGAGUGCAUCGAGAAGUUUAGCCGAGCCAACGCUUCCAACACGCUGGCGGCCGGCAUCAGAAGAGCCUUCUCCCUCACGCAGGUAAUGAACGGAGGGAACGAGGGAACGGACGGAGGAGGAAAGAGGCCGCUGUUUUUCCGGAAAGAUCCGAGCUUCCCGUCGCUGCAGGCGCUGGAUGAGAACGGGCUCUCACCGGAGCUGCAGCGCCGAGCAGCCAACGGCGCCGCGGGGGUUCAGCCCACCAGCCUGCAGGAGAACAGGACCAUGUUAUUCAUGAUCGGCCGCUCGCAGAUAUUCCUAGUGAGUCCUGACAGUAAGAAAGUGGCCAUCGAGAAGAGCUAGGAAAUUUCUUUCUGCUCACAGGGUAUAAGGCAUGUGGAUCAUUUCGGGUUUAUCUGUAGAGAGUCGGACGAUGGCGGAAGCUGCCAGUUUGUGUGCUACGUGUUCCAAUGUACAGACGAGGCUCUGGUGGAUGAGAUCAUGCUGACUUUGAAGCAGGCGUUCUCGGUGGCCGCCCUGCAGAAGAGCAGUAGGACCCAGAGCCUGCAGUGUGACUCCUGCCCCAUGCAGCAGCUGCAUCGGCUCUGCGACCACAUCGAGGGUCUCACUGCACCCAAGGCUAAGCUGGAGCUGCAGAAGCAUGUUGCUUCACUGGAUAAUCAGGAGCAGGCAUGUGUGUUUGAGACGACCCUGAAGGCCAGACCGAAGUCGGACCAGGAGGAAAACGAACUGGUCGUAUCUUGUUUGAGGCAACUCUACGAAGAGAGACAGAAGACACACACGCACACACACUUAACGCAAACAAAACAGGAAGCUCCACUGGUGUGUGAGGAGACGUGUUUCGACGGCAACAUGAGCAGCAGCCGAUUGCGUCUGGAGCAGCUGAAGAGUCGGGCCAAAAGAUCACUCACAGAGUCACUGGAAGGAAUAUGGAAGAGCAACAAUAGGUCGAGGUUACAGAAAGAGAGCAGUGAGAACCCUUCGCCCAACUCCACCCUUGGCAGCAACACUCAUCAGGAUAUGAUCUCUGCGGAACCAGCGUCUCUGCCCAUCCUCCUCCUGCCGUCCAGCCCGCUCCGCUCCCACAACUCCACAGGUGACCUGAAGCGCCUCGAGGACGAGGACCAUGAGGACGACGAGGUCCAGGCUCCGAGCUUCAGAAGGCGAGCGAGUACCAUCAGUCACUCUCCGUCCAUGUCUUCCAGCAGCCUGAGCAUCCCGAACGAGCAGGUCACGCCCGGGACCAAACCCAAACUCGUCCGCCAUUACUCCGUCAGCACCGACUCGCCUCACCAGAGCAAGUCGACUCCGGCCGGUGACUCUUCUGCUUCCUUCUCCUCCUCCUCCACUUCUGCCUCUUCCUCACAUCUCUCCUUCUCUUCCACUCCUGCUUAUGCCAGACUGAUGAAGCCCAGAGCCUUUGAGCAGCUCACAAAGCCCCUCAAGAGUGGACUAAGGGCCAGACUGUCAUCUUCUUCUUCUGUUCCAAACUUCUUAAAGUUUCUGGCUCCUGUAGAGGAACAUGAUGACUCGUGUCUUUCACCUUCCGCUCACAGAGACGUCGCGGCCCUGUCCAGCCCCGGAGCUGUGUGUGUGGUGGGACAGGACAGUCCACUCCGUCACCGCAGACACUCCUGGAGACAGCAGAUCUUCCUCAGAGUGGCUACACCACAGAAAAGCUCCGACACAGCAGAAAGAGGAGAGACGUCCCUGGAGGUCGGCGGUAGGCUUGCGGUAGGGGGUGGAGCCGGAGGCGGGGACAGCGCGCUGGGACCGGUUCCUGAGGAGAGGAGGAAGAGGAGUCGUGAGGAGCUCCGAGAGUUAUGGAAGAAAGCCAUCCUGCAGCAGAUCCUCCUCCUGAGAAUGGAACGAGAGAACCAAAAGCUACAGGCCUCUGAGAGUGACCUCCAAAGCAGGCGUCUGAAGUUGGACUACGAGGAGAUCACGCCUUGUCUUAAGGACGUUACUCUCGUCUGGGAAAAAAUGCUCAGCACUGCAGGGAGGGCAAAGGUCAAGUUCGACACAGAGAAGAUUCACACCGCUGUUGGGCAGGGUGUCCCCCGGCAGCACAGGGGUGAAAUCUGGAAGUUUCUCUCCGAGCAGUAUUUGUUGAGGCAGCAGGUCCCGAGCACCAAAAAACCGCCCAACAACAACGUGCCUUAUAAAGAACUACUGAAGCAGCUCACAUCUCAACAACACGCCAUCCUCAUAGACCUGGGACGUACGUUCCCCACACACCCGUAUUUCAGCGCUCAGCUGGGUGCAGGUCAGCUGUCCCUCUAUAACCUGCUGAAGGCCUACUCUCUGCUGGACCCUGAGGUGGGCUACUGCCAGGGUCUGAGCUUCGUGGCUGGAGUGCUGCUACUGCACAUGAGCGAGGAGGAGGCCUUCAACAUGCUCAAGUUCCUCAUGUACGACAUGGGACUACGCAAACAGUACAGACCUGACAUGAUCAUCCUGCAGAUCCAGAUGUAUCAGUUAUCCCGGCUGCUGCACGAUUAUCACCGGGAGCUGUACAGUCACCUGGAGCAGCACGAGAUCGGCCCCAGCCUGUACGCCGCGCCGUGGUUCCUCACCGCCUUCGCUUCACACUUCCCUCUGGGCUUUGUCGCCAGAGUCUUUGACAUGCUGUUCCUGCAGGGGUCAGAGGUCAUCUUCAAGGUGGCGCUAAGCCUCCUGGGAAGCCACAAGCCCCUGAUUCUGCAGCACGACAAUCUGGAGUCCAUAGUGGACUUCAUAAAGAGCACGCUGCCCAACCUGGGACUGGUGCAGAUGGAGAAAACCAUCACCCAGGUGUUUGAGAUGGACAUCAGUAAGCAGCUGCAGGCGUAUGAGGUGGAGUACCACGUGCUCCAGGACGAGCUCCUCGACGGCCCGUCCACUCUCAGCCAGUCACAGCGCACCGCCCAGCUGGAGAAGACCAACGGCAGCCUGCGGCAGCAAAACCUCGACCUGCUGGAGGAAGUUCAGGGGGCCCAUGCGAGGAUCCGUUUCCUGGAGUCACAUGUCGAGGGCCUGAUGCAGAGCGAGGCGGUGCUGCGUGUGGAACUCACGUGCCUGCAGCAGGAACACUCGGACCUGCAGCACACCGUCACUCAGCUCCAGGCUCUGCUCUCCAACCACGGCAUCCAGUACACUCCGGCUCCGUCCUAAUCCGCUGUAAACCUAAAGUUGUAAAGCCUUUGGGGUGAGAUGAAGAGGAUGCAGACUCGUGACGUCUCUCUGUCCAUCUUUCUCUCUGUCUCUCUCUCUUUCACUCCACUCAAAGGUGCUGACCUUUUUUUUUGUAUUUUAUUUUUUUGGAAACGUGGACCUUUUAUAAUUGUUUUUUUUUUUUAAGCGUAUCAAAGACACACCAGCACUGAUCGACUCGGCGCCAUGCUUCGAACAAUCGCACAUUUCCCGUGUAUGUGUAUAAAUUGUGUGUGUGUGUGUGUGUGUGUGUGUGUGUGUGUUUGCCCACUUUUGUCUUGUGUGUUCAUGUUGUAACGUAACGAUAAAGGCACUGCUGUACGCUCUUUAACGUUGAUAAACAACAACAACAAAAGUG
Molecule: messenger RNA, 4505 nt
Organism: Silurus meridionalis
Lineage: Eukaryota; Metazoa; Chordata; Actinopteri; Siluriformes; Siluridae
Gene: tbc1d1
Product: TBC1 (tre-2/USP6, BUB2, cdc16) domain family, member 1
Source: RefSeq, a predicted model, not a curated record